CUUGCUUGUUCCCAAGUAUGUGGAUCGAGAGCAUACGUCCCAGUCAAGAACGUGAGAGAUCGGCCAGCACGGGCAAAGCUACACGACAAAGCGCUCAUGGGAUGGCUGAUAGGGACUGAAGGGACAAACAUCUACAAGGUCUGGAUACCAGCGUCCAACCGAGUCAUCACAUCGAGAGACGUA
Messenger RNA from Bipolaris victoriae FI3, 183 nucleotides. RefSeq lists its product as hypothetical. Lineage: Eukaryota; Fungi; Ascomycota; Dothideomycetes; Pleosporales; Pleosporaceae. The annotation marks the transcript as partial. The transcript has a single exon. The record is from RefSeq and is a predicted model, not a curated record.